Molecule: messenger RNA, 535 nt
Organism: Coniophora puteana RWD-64-598 SS2
Lineage: Eukaryota; Fungi; Basidiomycota; Agaricomycetes; Boletales; Coniophoraceae
Exons: 3
Coding region: 1-345 (114 amino acids)
Biological process (GO): peroxisome organization; fatty acid beta-oxidation; ATP transport
Cellular component (GO): peroxisomal membrane
Molecular function (GO): ADP transmembrane transporter activity; ATP transmembrane transporter activity
Source: RefSeq, a predicted model, not a curated record
AUGCCCACCCCAGGGCAAUCAUUCGUCGGAGGAGCCAUCGCCAGCUCGAUAGCCGUGUCCAUCCUCUACCCACUCAUUCUCACCAAGACGCUCAUCCAGGCUGCACGCGCAGCAGAGGCUUCCGAAGGCAGGACCAUGUCCCCUGCAGAGGCGAAGCGAUCGGCGACGGUCCGGGGCGUUCUCGUGAAGACGUAUCAGGAGGGUGGGGUGGCGGCGCUGUAUCGAGGGCUGCAGUCGCAGAUCAUGAAGGGGAUCAUCACACAGGGAGUCGCACUGAUGGUUAAGCAACGAAUCGAGCAGCUUGUGGUUCAGGCCUAUAUGCGGCGGAAGGGACUUGCUCGCUAGCCUGCCGUCACGCAUUUCCUCUGCCUUCGCCAAUGUCAACUGGAUCCUCAUUACUAGACUUCGCCAGUGAUCUUCCGCUCCAUCGCGUUAUAAAUUAUAUCGAUGUGGCCACGGCCUAUGAUCGCAAUAUGUCCUAGCUAUUCCUACACUCGAGACGGGUGGUAUUCCUCCUCAUGCACCGCUGUUUCAC